AUGUCGAACUCCGAAAGUCCAGCCAACGUCUGGUACGAAGCCAACUGCCACUGUGGAGCCAUCAAGUACAAAGUCAACGUACCAUCGCUGGAAACGCAGAAAGUUACCAACUGCAACUGUUCGAUCUGCUGCAAAAACGGUUAUCUCAACGUCUAUCCCAAGCGUACCGACGUGGUGUUCCACAAGGGCGAAGAUCAUAUGAAAGGGUAUCUCUUCGGAGAGGAGAGAUGCAUGCAUAAAUUCUGUCCGACAUGCGGAUCGUCUCUGUUUGUGGAUCCUCACAUGGAUGAUCCCGAAUUGAUAGUGGUAAAUGUACGGAUGUUCAAAGAUAUUGACGUGGAUAAGUUGGAGCUGUGGAAGUACGAUGGGUUCAAUAGAUUACAGCCUCGAUAUGACGUAUGA
Messenger RNA from Letharia columbiana, 402 nucleotides. RefSeq lists its product as uncharacterized. The record is from RefSeq and is a predicted model, not a curated record. The transcript has 2 exons. The coding region runs from base 1 to 402 and encodes 133 amino acids. Gene Ontology annotation, molecular function: carbon-sulfur lyase activity. Lineage: Eukaryota; Fungi; Ascomycota; Lecanoromycetes; Lecanorales; Parmeliaceae.